GCCCCCGCUGCAUCCAACGUGGGUCGCGGCUGGCAAGCGCGAGUGGCUUCACAUUAACGGCUGUUCGCAAAUGGUCAGCAGGGAAAAUUAGUGCGGAGCAACUCUGUGAGGCUACGGCGGGGGAGUUCCCGCUGAACUCGGCUUUCUUUCGAAGUAGGGGAGCGAGCGAGUUACCUACCCUCACUCAGCCGAUCGGUGUGUGGGCUGGAGCUCUUAGGUUGUGUUCGUGGAGCGGCGGUCACUCGGUGCGAGGCAAGAUGGCGGCGCUGCUGCUGCCCCUGUUGCUGGCGUUGAGUACCCCUCGGCCGGCCGCGUGCACGGAAUCGGAAACUGGAGGCGGCGGUCGUUCUGUCACCCCCGAGGCCUUGCAAUGCAUCCCGGGCUGUACGUGCAGCGGGGAGCAGCUGGAUUGUAGCAAACAGGCCUGGACUCAGAUUCCCCGCCAGCUGCCUUCUUGGGUCGUCUACCUAAACCUGAGCUACAACAAACUGACAACAAUUGAUCCCUCUCUUUUCACAGAACUGCACAGUCUUCGUGAAAUACGACUUGAUCAUAAUGAGUUGACUGCAAUCCCAGAGAUAGGACCUCCUUCUGCCAGCCUUGUGCUCCUCUAUUUGCACCACAACAAGAUCCGCAGCAUUGAGGCAAAUCACUUGAGCUACUACAAGUCUCUAGAAACACUCGACCUAACCUACAAUGAAAUUACUGAAAUCCAAAAUAAUUGUUUUCCACGGCAACUCAAAAUUAAGGACCUCUAUCUGGGCAACAAUCGAAUAAGCAUGUUGGAACCUGGCACAUUUGAUAAUUUGUCAAGCACCUUACAAGUUCUUCGGCUAAGCAAAAAUCGAAUUUCACAUUUGCCUGUCAAGAUUUUCAAGUUACCACACUUGCUGCAUCUAGAGCUGAACCGAAACAGAAUACGUCUCAUCGAUGGGCUAACAUUCCAUGGAUUAGACAGUUUAGAAGUGCUUAAAUUACAGAGGAAUAAUAUCAGUAAACUCAUGGAUGGUGCCUUUUGGGGUCUUGCCAGGAUGCAAGUUUUACAUUUGGACAGUAAUAUCUUAAAUGAAGUGACAAGUGGCUGGCUUUAUGGGUUGUCCUCUCUGCAACAGCUUUUUCUGAACUACAAUACCAUCUCUCGAAUACAUCCUGAUGCCUGGGGAUUCUGCCAAAAGUUAGUGGAAUUAAACCUUUCGCACAAUAACCUGAUCAGUUUGGAUGAGGGAAGCCUAACAGGGCUAAGUGGGCUCCAGAUUCUUCGCUUAAGUCACAACAGUAUAAGUCAUAUUGCUGAUGGGGCCUUUAAAGGACUUCGAACUCUGCGAGUAUUGGAACUGGACAAUAAUGAAAUCUCCGGAAUAAUAGAAGAUACAAAUGGAGCCUUUGUUGGUUUGGAUGGUCUGAGCAAGCUAACACUAUUUGGAAACGAGAUCAAAUCUAUAGCCAAAAAAGCAUUCAUAGGACUGGAGGCCCUCGAACACCUAAAUCUGGGGAACAAUAUGAUCAGGUCUAUCCAGGAAGAAGCAUUCAUCAAAAUGAAGAAUCUGAAAGAAGUAUCAAUGAACAGUGAUAGCUUUUUAUGUGACUGCCAAUUAAAAUGGCUGCCACAGUGGCUCAUUGGAAGAGGUUUCCAAUCUAGUAUAGUUGCUACAUGUGCUCAUCCAGAAUCACUGAAAGGCCAAAGUAUCUUCAUUGUGCCUGCAGAAAGUUUUAUUUGUGAUGACUUUCCAAAGCCUCAGAUCAUAGUUCAACCAGAGACAACCAUGGCAAUGCUCGGCAAGGAUAUACGUUUCACUUGUUCUGCAGCAAGCAGUAGCAGCUUUCCGAUGAUAUUUGCCUGGAAGAAAGAUCAUGAAAUUCUUCACAAUGCUGAGAUUGAGAACUUUGCACAUGUGCGAGCAAAAGAUGGUGAAGUAAUGGAGUACACAACCAGUCUUCUUUUAAGGAAAGUGAAAUUUUCUGAUGAGGGAAGAUAUCAGUGUAUUAUAACUAACAACUUUGGCUCGACCUACUCCAAUAAAGCUAAGCUUACAGUAAAUGUGUUACCAUCAUUUGUUAAGACUCCAAGAGAUAUUACGAUUCGAACAGGAGCCAAUGCUCGUCUUGAAUGUGCUGCCACUGGUCAUCCAACCCCACAAAUUGCAUGGCAGAAGGACGGUGGCACAGACUUCCCUGCUGCUAGAGAAAGGCGAAUGCACGUGAUGCCAGAAGACGAUGUUUUCUUUAUCGUAGAUGUCAAGAUUGAAGAUAUGGGAGUUUACACUUGUACAGCUCAAAAUAUUGCUGGGGCUGUUUUGGCCAAUGCCUCACUAAUGGUGUUGGAAACCCCAUCGUUGGUUUACCCCCUUGAAGACCAAACUGCAGUGAUUGGUGAAACUAUAGCUCUGCAGUGCAUGGCAUCAGGAAGCCCAUCUCCACGGAUAACUUGGUUAAAAGGUGAUGAACCCCUUGUGGUUACAAAGAGGCAUCAUUUCACCUCUGGAAAUCAGCUGCUCAUCAUACGAAAUGUGGUAUUGGAUGAUGGGGGUAAAUAUACAUGUGAGAUGUCUAACACGUUGGGCACAGAGCGAGCUCAUAGCCACCUCAGCGUUUUACCAUCAUCAAGCUGUGUUGUGGGACAAAGCAAAAAAGAUGGAACUAUGACUGUUGGUAUUGUCAUCAUUGCUGUAGUCUGCAGUAUUGUAAUAACUUCACUGGUAUGGGUAUGCAUCAUCUAUCAGACCAGGAAGAAGAGUGAAGAAUACAGUGUUACCAAUACAGAUGAAACAGUUGUACCACCUGACGUCCCAAGUUACCUCUCUUCUCAAGGGACAUUGUCUGAGCGUCAGGAGACAUGUGUCAAGAUAGAUGAGAGUAGCAAUUUGCAAUUAGCAGCGACACUUCUUCCUAAUGGACGUAUGGAGAGCAGUGGUAUGGUGAGCAAUGGUACAUGCCCGUCUGAUGCUGGAAGCUGUGUAGAAGUGGCAUCCCAUAAUGUUCACUGCAGGCAAACAAAUUGUUUUGGUAGUAAUGUUAACGAUGGAUGUAAACAUUUAGCAGGAGGAACGCUAGGGCCAGAGCAAACAGAACAGUUUGAUUCUACCAACGUUUACUCCAAGGAACGUAAAUGGUUAAACACAAAUAAAUGUGUGGAUCAUGCAUCUGAGAAUCGUGGUACAGAGUGGAAUAGAGUAGACAAAGGCAUUUUGAAUCAUUAUUUAUGCAAUGGAACUUCCAGUGGCCUAAGGGAGAGGCAAGGACUUGUAUAUCCUAGCAAUCAUGACAGGAUGGUAUCUCAGGCACAAAAUGUAACACCUGUAAAGAUUGCUGAUACAAAAGGAUCGCCUUCCCAACCUGUACAGUUUUGUCAGGAACAUCAUAAGCCUGUACAACUUCCAUUGUUGGAGACCUCAAGUCAUCAAUCAGUACUUUUGUGUGACAAACCUCGGACUGUACUGUGCAGUGGUGCUGAAGGUGACAUCAAACAGUCUUUACUACUGAAUGGACAGUUAUCACAAUCUUCAGACAUGGUCUGAAGAACAAGUGAAUUGAAUACAAACUUAUGCCUGUGCACUGAAAACACAUUUUUGUUACUACCUCACCUUCUGUAAUGAAGAGUCAUGGCAGGACAGAGCUUGUAUGGGAACAAUCCUAUUUGAGCGUUCUUUAAUUGUUUAUAUUUUUAAGCUUCCAUAGGAAGUAUUUGUAGAUCAACAGUUGACUUGCAUUUAAAGCAUGUAAAUGCAGGGCAUAAUGUACAUAAGGGAAUGUCGUGCUUUUAUAUGUUUGUAUAUGAGUUUCCAUAUGUAUCUCUUGCAGAAGAUAUUUUAAACCUAUUUAGUGCAUGAAUAACUUUUUAGAAUUUUGAAACUAUUUCUCUUGGUUAUGUUGGUUGCUGUUCUUAAAUAUUGCAAAACCUACUGGUGCCUUAUUGCAAAGGGUCAUAACGAAAGUAAUUACUUGUAUAAACACUUACCCUUACACUGAAUAUAAUUACCAUACUGGACAUGACAUUUCUAGGGAAAUGCUUUACGUUAUUUGACAAGGGUCUUACAGCCGUUACUUAAUUAUGUUUCUCCAGUGUUAUUUCCUUUAUAGUUUGGCAUAGAAAUUAUAGAAAAGUUACUCAUUGCCAUUAAAGCUCAAGUUCAAAUUCUGUGACUGCAAAAUAGAGGACUAUGUCUUAACAGCCACAAGGACACUGGAGAAAUUGAAAUAUGUACUGUGUCCAGAUCACUUGGAAGAGAGUUCUUGUUAGUUGCUGAUUUUUGAAAAACUGUUGAACUGCAUUAUUAGCAAAAAUAACAUUUUGUGUUAACCAAAUAUUGUUUGCUGUAGUCUCUACUUGCCAAUUUUGUUCCUUAGAGAUCACAGUUAAAAAAAACUAAAUCAAUCAGUUGCUGAAAUUGGAAACAAAUGUAAAAGAACUAAGAUCUUGCAAUUAAGUUAAAAUUCUGUUGAAAUAAUGUUACCCUUCUAGUGAAUAUUCUAUGCUGAAUCUGCCUCAAACACAAUAGGUACAAUUGUGUGACUAUUAAACGUUGCCAGAAAGGACACAGCAAAGCUGCUCAAGAGGCAAACAGAGGAAAGAAGUGUUACUUCUCUGCACAAAUAUUUAUUUAUACAAUUUGAUAAAAUAUAGAAGUGUCUAACAAAGAUGUCUAAUAAAAAUCAUUUAUAAUACAAAA
This is a messenger RNA of Stegostoma tigrinum, 4667 nucleotides long. It is a transcript of the gene lrig1, whose product is annotated as leucine-rich repeats and immunoglobulin-like domains 1. Lineage: Eukaryota; Metazoa; Chordata; Chondrichthyes; Orectolobiformes; Stegostomatidae. The coding region runs from base 258 to 3515 and encodes 1085 amino acids. Gene Ontology annotation, molecular function: protein binding. The record is from RefSeq and is a predicted model, not a curated record. The transcript has 19 exons.